Messenger RNA from Gambusia affinis (western mosquitofish), 2548 nucleotides. RefSeq names its product gamma-aminobutyric acid receptor subunit rho-1-like. Gene Ontology annotation, molecular function: extracellular ligand-gated monoatomic ion channel activity; neurotransmitter receptor activity; GABA-A receptor activity. Bases 4 to 1416 code for a protein of 470 amino acids. The record is from RefSeq and is a predicted model, not a curated record. The transcript has 10 exons. Gene Ontology annotation, cellular component: neuron projection; membrane; GABA-A receptor complex. Gene Ontology annotation, biological process: signal transduction; monoatomic ion transmembrane transport; regulation of membrane potential. NCBI's taxonomy places the organism in Eukaryota, Metazoa, Chordata, Actinopteri, Cyprinodontiformes, Poeciliidae.
GUCAUGCAUACGGAUGUGGCUCUGUUCAGCGUGCUGCUCUGGAUGGUCGAGGUGUCCGGACACAAGAACACCAAAGGGCAAAGUCUGCAUCCCUAUAAACACAUCAGGUUGACACAAGAAAUGUCUCCACUUGGACUCAGUCACAAGACCGCCAGCCCAAUAUACAAGAGAAGUCCAGAUAUAACUAAAGCCAGGGCUACGAAGUCAGAGCAGCUGCUGAGGAUAGAUGACCACGACUUCACAAUGCGACCAGGGUUUGGAGGGCCUGCUGUCCCAGUUGGAGUGGAUGUUCAGGUUGAAAGCCUGGAUGCGAUUUCAGAGGUUGAUAUGGAUUUCACUAUGACCUUGUAUCUGAGGCACUAUUGGAAAGACGAUCGUUUGUCAUUCAAAAGCAACACCAACCAGAGCAUGACCUUCGAUGGUCGCCUGGUGAAGAAGAUAUGGGUACCUGACAUGUUUUUUGUCCACUCGAAGAAGUCGUUCACACAUGACACGACCACAGACAACGUCAUGUUGCGAGUGUACCCCGAUGGCAAAGUCCUUUACAGCCUCAGAGUUACAGUCACAGCCAUGUGCAGCAUGGACCUGAGUCGUUUUCCUCUCGACACACAAACGUGCUCGUUGGAAAUUGAAAGCUAUGCCUAUACGGAUGAUGACCUGAUGCUGUACUGGAAGGAAGGGAACAGGUCUUUAAACACGGAUGAGAGAAUUUCUCUCUCUCAGUUCCUCAUCCAGGAGUUCCAUACGACCACAAAGCUGGCAUUUUACAGCAGUACAGGCUGGUACAACCGACUGUACAUCAACUUCACCCUACGGCGGCACAUCUUCUUCUUCUUGCUGCAGACGUACUUUCCUGCCACUCUGAUGGUCAUGCUGUCCUGGGUGUCCUUCUGGAUCGACCGCAGGGCUGUUCCUGCCAGAGUGCCACUUGGUAUAACUACUGUGCUAACCAUGUCAACCAUCAUCACUGGAGUCAAUGCCUCCAUGCCGAGGGUGUCUUAUAUUAAAGCUGUGGAUGUUUAUCUGUGGAUCAGCUUCGUCUUCGUCUUCCUUUCGGUCAUAGAAUAUGCCGCUGUCAACUAUCUGUCCACUCUCCAGGAACGCAAGGAAAGAAAACUGCGGGAGAAGUUGCCAUGUACUUGCGGCAUAGCUCAUCCUGGCAUGAUGUCGGAUUGCUACAGUGAGGUGGACGUCAACACCACAGGAAAUUACGGCAUGCCAGAGGAGAAUGGCAUGAGAAGGGAAAGGAUGCUGGUUGAACUGGCCAUGGAGACUGACCAGAUGACAGGCCAUGUUGGCUCCAGGGCUUAUAGCAGCAUCUGGAUUGACACACACGCCAUAGACAAAUACUCCAGGGUCAUCUUUCCUGGAUCUUAUAUCCUCUUCAACAUCAUCUACUGGUCUAUUUACUCUUAAAACGAUAACGCUUUAAGUGAAACACCUGCCGUCUUAACAGGGGCACCUGAAGUGAAACAUUUUCAUUUGUUCAUAUAAAAGUUUUGCAAAUAUAUGUUUUACACCUUAAGAUAAACUUAAGGACUGAAUCAAAAAUAAGCAUUUUUGAUUCAGUCCAUCUUUCAGUCCAUAGAGAUAUGUUUGUAUGACAAUCAUUACAUUUUACCUUAGUAAUGGAGUCAGGUCAAGGAUGUUGAAGGGCAGUACUCGAAAUGCGCUAAAAUAAUGACAGCUGUUAUGGGAAAUUGAAAAAUAUCCAUUGACUGUAUCCUGUAUCCAUCGACUUCUAGCUUCGCUUCACUUUUGCUAGAAGAUUUUCAUUGUGAUUGAAGAUGUGAUUUUUAUUUUCACAUUUUAAGCUGGAGCUGUGUUAUUAAAAUGGAGGAAGAACAGUUAGAUUGACUGAACUGGACUGUAUGUGUUUGUCUGAUUUUACUGAAUUUAUUGAAAAAUGACCUGAGCUAGACCAUAUUAAAAGCAAUUGCAGUUUUUACUUGUCAAGGAUAUUUUUAAAUGCUGGUUGUUUGCAGAUGGUCUUGCUCUUAUUUCCACCAGUAGGAAUGACAACUGGAUCAAAGGUAAAAGUAAGGUUUUUGACAGAUGAGCAGAAAAAGGAGAAAAUUGGAACCAAAGACAUAAUCAGUGUGCUAAUGUGGAUCUGAUGAUCCACAGAAGAACCAGGACCAAAGAGUCCACAGUGUGUGAGAUGUCACUGAUAGCCUGCAGAGCUGAGCUGAGCUGUGUUGGGGUUUAAAUCCAGACUGAAACUUCUCAUAAAUGUCCGACUAGAAGACUGCUGAUUACAGACACAAGUAGAAACUACAUCAAGUCUCCAGAUGCUGUGUAUGUGUGCUUAAGCACACAGUCACAAACUCUACAAACUACAAACACAAACUCACACCAACUCUAUAAACUUUGAAAUAGCAUUUGCUGAGGAAAUAUGUUCUGUACAACAUUACAAGGAAAUGGUCAGACAACAUGAAAGUUUAAGUCCAACUUCUCUGAGUUCCAAUUCCAUUAACUGGUUAGAAGAGACACAGGCACAAAACAAACCACAAACAUACAUAUAUAGACAAUGUUGAAAUGAUGAAAU